GCUUAGCAGCUAAUAAUAGGCGAUGUUUGCAAAGUAAUUUGCCUCUUCCUUGGCCAAUGGGAGCCGGAGCACUUUUCCAUCAAACCUCCCUUUUCAGGAUUUGCCGAGAGGCGAACUUCUCCAAAUGUUAGCGCUACGGGAUCGGAGUUAGACUUGACACGGGCGGACUCAGACUGCGAGGCUUUCCUCCUACUACUACUACUAUUACUACUACGGCUCCUCUCUGAGACGCAGUUUUUUCUCCAACUCUCGGGACGAAUGAAGACUGAAGGAUCUAUACGGAUUUCGGCGCAUAAUGUCGGGAUGGAGUUUCGCGACUUGUUUGGCUCCGCGGAAGAGUAGAAAAGCGAGUUUGUCGCCGGCGGCGCUGGAUGCGCUCCGCGUCUAUGUUGGAUUACCGUCGCCUUUUCUGAACUCCCAGCAUCGAUUUCCCUUCACGCCGCUCCGCGCCCCGAUCACCCUCUUUGGACUAUGGCCUCGGAUCGCGGGGUCCCAGGGUCCGGCGUCUUUAGAGAUUUACCCCCGAGUUAUACGCGCUCCCAGCCGCCUGCGCACCCGGACCUGCAGCGGAGACCCAGCUACUGCCACGCCGCUUUUGCACUUAAACAGAUCUCAAAGGGAAAGGCGGUAGGUCAGAAAGCUCCUCUGUGGAUCCGGGCGAGGUUCCAGGCCCUCCUGUUCUCUCUGGGCUGCCACAUCCAGAGGCACUGCGGGAAGGUCCUCUUCAUCGGACUCUUGGUGUUCGGGGCUCUGUCUGUGGGACUGCGGGUGGCAGCCAUCGAGACCAACAUCGAGCAGCUGUGGGUGGAAGCUGGCAGCCGGGUGAGCACGGAGCUUCGCUACACCAGGGAGAAGCAGGGAGAGGAGUCGGUGUUUACCUCGCAGAUGCUCAUCCAGACCCCGAAGGAAGAGGGCACUAGUAUCUUAACGCCGGAGGCUUUGCUGGUUCACAUGGAGGCGGCGCUGUCCGCCAGCAAGGUGCAGGUGUCGCUGUUCGGAAAAUCGUGGGAUCUCAAUAAAAUAUGCUACAAAUCAGGAGUUCCUAUUAUAGAAAAUGUCAUGAUUGAAAGGAUGAUUGACAAGCUGUUCCCGUGUAUGAUAAUCACCCCGUUGGACUGUUUCUGGGAAGGGGCCAAGCUGCAAGGAGGCUCUGCCUAUUUGCCGGGCAUGCCAGAUAUCCAGUGGAUGAAUUUAGAUCCUGUCAAGCUGAUGGAAGAACUGGGCCAGUACACUUCCCUGGAAGGUUUUAAAGAGAUGCUGGACAAAGCUCAAGUGGGACACGCCUACAUGGACAGGCCGUGCCUCGACCCGUCAGACCCCGACUGCCCUCUCAGUGCUCCCAAUAAGGAACAGGAAGAGAGUCCGGACAUUGCCGGGCGCCUCCAGGGUGGAUGCCAUGGCUUCAGCCAGAAGUUCAUGCAUUGGCAGGAGGAGCUCAUCCUGGGAGGACGGGUCAAAAGCAGCCAGGAUACCCUACUAAGUGCGGAGGCUCUCCAAACCAUGUUCCUGUUGAUGAGUCCCAAGCAGCUCUACGAACACUUCAAAGACGACUACGAGAUCCACGACAUCAACUGGAACGAGGAAAAGGCCACCGCCAUCCUCGAGUCCUGGCAGAGGAAGUUUGUGGAGGUCGUCCACCAGAGUAUUCCUGGUAACUCCAGUCAGUCCAUCCACGCCUUCUCUACUACCACCCUCAACGACAUCAUGAAGUCCUUCUCUGACGUCAGCGUCAUCAGGGUGGCUGGAGGAUAUUUGCUCAUGCUGGCCUACGCCUGUGUGACGAUGCUCAGGUGGGACUGUGCCAAGUCACAGGGGGCUGUUGGACUUGCAGGGGUGCUGCUGGUAGCCCUGUCGGUGGCAGCCGGACUGGGUCUCUGCUCUCUGCUUGGUCUCUCCUUCAACGCUGCAACCACACAGGUGCUUCCCUUCCUGGCACUGGGGAUCGGUGUGGAUGACAUGUUUCUGUUGGCUCACUCAUUCACAGAGACAGGAAGUAAUAUCCCCUUUAAGGAGCGGACAGGAGACUGCUUGCGUCGCACCGGCACCAGCGUGGCUCUGACUUCGUUAAACAACAUGAUCGCGUUCUUCAUGGCCGCCCUGGUGCCCAUCCCGGCCCUGCGAGCGUUCUCUCUGCAGGCGGCCGUUGUGGUGGUGUUCAACUUCGCCAUGGUGCUGCUCAUCUUCCCCGCCAUCCUCAGCUUGGACCUUCACCGGCGCGAGGACAAGCGCCUGGACAUCCUCUGCUGCCUGUACAGCCCCUGCGCCGACCGCGUCAUUCACCUCUCGCCCGGUGAGCUGUCGGAAGCCGGCGAGCAGUCUCACGCACCCGGGGCGGGGGCCGCGCACGCCCAGCAGUACGCCGCCGGGCCGACGAUCACCACCAGCACCCAGAUCACGACCACGGUGCAGGCGUUCACGCAGUGCGACGCGGCGGGCCAGCACAUCGUCACGAUCCUGCCGCCGACUUCGCAGAUCUCCACGAGCUCUCCCUCCAUCAUCGUCUGCCCCACCGCGCCGACUCAAGGUGCAUGGAGCCUCUGGAAGCACAAUACAGCAAAGGAUCUGUUGUAUUCAGCACAACCCCUAACGCUUGUUUUCUGUAUGCCGCUCUUCCUCCCAGCCGCCUCGCCUUCUCCGAGCACCACCUCUGUGCCGGACCCCUACGGCUCCCAGCUCUUCACCCCGACCUCCAGCUCCACACGGGACCUCCUGGCCCAAGUGGAGGACUCCAAAUCGGGGAAGAAGUGCGUCCCGCUUCCCUUCCUUCACUGGAACCUGUCCAUCUUCGCUCGUGAGAAGUACGCCCCCCUCCUCCUGAAGCCCAAGAGCAAAGUGGCGGUGGUGGUCCUCUUCCUGGGGCUCCUGAGCCUCAGCCUGUACGGAACCACCAUGGUUCACGACGGCCUCUAUCUGACCGACAUCGUGCCCCGCGACACCAAGGAGUACGACUUCAUCGACGCGCAGUUCAAGUACUUCUCCUUCUACAACAUGUACCUGGUGACCAUGGACGGGUUCGACUACGCCCGAUCCCAGAGGCUGCUGGUUCAGCUCCACAACGCCUUCAACUCUGUCAGAUACGUGGUCCGAGAUGGCGACAACAAGCUGCCCCGGAUGUGGCUGCACUACUUCCAGGACUGGCUGAAAGGUCUGCAGGAGGCUUUUGAUUCUGACUGGCAGGCGGGCCGGAUUACAGCCGACAGCUACAGGAACGGCACAGAGGACGGAGCUCUGGCGUACAAGCUGCUCAUCCAGACGGGCUCCAAGAAAGAGCCUUUCAACCACAGCCAGCUGACGACUCGCAAGCUGGUGGAUGCCGAGGGUUUGAUCCCCCCGGAGGUGUUUUACAUUUACCUGACCGUGUGGGUCAGUAACGACCCUCUGGGCUACGCCGCGUCCCAGGCCAACUUCUACCCUCACCCCAGGGAGUGGAUUCACGACAAGUAUGACACCACAGGAGAAAAUCUGCGCAUCCCGUCAGCGGAGCCGCUGGAGUUUGCUCAGUUCCCCUUCUACCUGAACGGCCUUCGGCAGGCGAGCGACUUCGUGGAGGCCAUCGAGAGCGUGCGCGCCAUCUGCGAUGAGUUCAGCCGCAAGGGCGUCCUCAACUACCCUAACGGAUACCCCUUCCUGUUCUGGGAGCAGUACAUCGGCCUCCGUCACUGGUUCCUGCUGUCCAUCAGCGUCGUGCUGGCCUGUACCUUCCUGGUCUGCGCCAUUCUCCUCCUCAACCCCUGGACAGCUGGCAUCAUUGUUUUCAUCCUGGCCAUGAUGACCGUGGAGCUGUUUGGCAUCAUGGGCCUGAUUGGCAUCAAGCUCAGCGCCAUUCCUGUGGUCAUCCUGAUCGCGUCGGUGGGCAUCGGCGUGGAGUUCACGGUUCACAUUGCCCUGGGCUUCCUGACAGCGAUUGGCAACAGGAACAAGCGCUCAGCGGUGGCCCUGGAACACAUGUUCGCCCCAGUGGUUGAUGGGGCGAUCUCCACGUUGCUGGGUGUUCUCAUGCUGGCGGGAUCGGAGUUCGACUUCAUCAUGAGGUAUUUCUUCGCCGUGCUCGCCAUCCUGACUGUUUUGGGGAUGCUGAACGGCUUGGUUCUCCUCCCGGUCCUCCUCUCCAUGAUGGGCCCUCCAGCUGAAGUCACCCCGGUCGACAACUCCAGCUGCCUGCCGACGCCUUCCCCCGAGCCCCCGCUGCCUCCUCCGAUGGCCCACCACGGCUACUUCACGGCCCACAACCACCCGCGCUCGUCCCGGCAGCAGGCGUUUUCCGAGUCGUCCGACUCGGAAUAUUACUCGGAGUUGACGACGACGUCUGGGAUCGGGGAGGAGGAUUAUAAGUACUGUGACAGGAGCGCGUACCAAGCGCCGCACACGGCAGCCCCGUCUACAACGUCUCAUAUUCUGGUGGAAGCCAGCAAGAACCCGAGCUUCCCCAAGCUAACGGUGCUGAAGCCAUUCAGAGAAAACGUAGCAGGUGGGAGGGUCGAACCGUUUUGUGAACCCACGCUUGGCUCCCAGGUGAUGUGCUGGGAUGGUAACCGACGGGAGCAGCAGAGCGACCCCCAGAGACUGCAGGCUCAGUCGGCUCAACGCCUACCCAGCGACAGAGCUCAUUUUCCCGGGAGGACUUGUCAAAGCGGGCCCCGGCCGCAGAACAGCAGGGGGCCUCAGCCGAACAGGACUAAAGGGCCGAGCUACGGUCACAGCAACUCUUCCCUGCCGACGCAACAGGUCCCCGCCGGGGGCCCCGUCACCAUGGUGACGGCCACGGCCUCUGUCACGGUGGCCGUGCACCCGACCCUGCCGGGGGCGGCCUAUCAGGGCUACAUGCAUGAAGGUUUUGACAUGGACAGCGAGUCGGACUGUUUCGAAGCUGCUAAAAGGACUUGUGGUGACAAAGCGAAACAUUCGUCGUGUAACAGAGACUCUCUAGAGCUCCAGGACUUGGAGGCGACACAGGUCCAGACGGAAUAUCAGCUAGGCAAGUCACAAGGUGGGCUGAGGAUCCAGGUGUCCAAAGACUGCUAGAGAACCCGCUCACCGUGGCCCUCUCACUCCGAGUCUCUGGAUCCCAGAGCACCUUGACCUCCUCACUGUGUCUCGAACUCUCAAGUGUACAUAGACUUCGAAUAAAAAACAAAAAAGAAGAAGAGAGGAUUCACAUCAAGGACGUGAAAAAAAUAAAAUAAAUUACUUGUUUUAAGAGUUAUAUAAAUCAAUGAGUAUAUAUAUUUUAAUACUAAAAAAAAAAAAAGAAGAGGGAAGCUAUUUAAAAGAGUACUGUAUAACUUGGGUAUACUCUUAUUGUAAGAUGUAAAAGAUUAUUUUCACGUGGGGUUGUGGAUUUGUUUUCCGUCCCGCUGUGUAUAGAAUAAGAAAUGUUCUAUAUGUUUCCACGAAAAAGUGAGAUUUUAUUAAGGUAUUAGA
Fundulus heteroclitus (mummichog) is the source of this 5421-nucleotide messenger RNA. RefSeq names its product patched 2 (gene ptch2). The record is from RefSeq and is a predicted model, not a curated record. Bases 472 to 5022 code for a protein of 1516 amino acids. Gene Ontology annotation, cellular component: plasma membrane. Lineage: Eukaryota; Metazoa; Chordata; Actinopteri; Cyprinodontiformes; Fundulidae. Gene Ontology annotation, molecular function: hedgehog receptor activity; hedgehog family protein binding; smoothened binding. The transcript has 22 exons. Gene Ontology annotation, biological process: smoothened signaling pathway.